CACUCAAUUUGACAGUUAUAACAUGUGCUACAUAAAGUAAACAUAAAUAAAAUUAAAAAAUAUUGAAAACAAUAAGAAAUGGCACGCAAAAAGACUCCUAAAAAGAAGUUGGAAAUUGUCUUUGAUCCUCAAAAAAGAAAGGAAUUUCUCACAGGCUUUCGUAAGAGAAAAAAUGAAAGACGUAAGCGUGCCCAGGAAGAGCUUGAUCGCAAUCUUAAAGAAGAGCGCAAACGUAUACGUCAGGAAAUUAAGGAUGGUGUCCAACAUAUGAAAAAAUCAUUUGAACCACUUAAAGAACUAACCGAUGCCGAUAAGGUCAAUGAGGAUGAAUAUGAGGACGAUGACGUUAAAGUGAAAAUAGUGGAAUUGUCUACAGGUGAUUUGGCUGCUCAAAGCAACAUGUUGGGUGUAAAUCGUGCUCAGGAUUCGGAGGAUAGUGCGGCAGAACAAAAUUCAGACGUCGAGGAUGAUGAUGUUGAAAAUAGUGCUAACCUUAUACCCGGUAUGGACUAUGACAUAAAUUCCAAGCGUAAACGUAAACCUACUGCAAAUGAUGAAUCCGAAGAUGAGGAUAAUGUUAAUAAAAAAUCUUCAAACAAGAAAUCCAAAAUUGCAUUAGAAGAUAUAAAAUCUAAAAAAGAAUUGGACCAUUUUAAGAAAACCAAAACUUUAAAACAGAUAAAAAAGAGCAAAGUAUUUAAAAUGAAAGAGCGCCUGGACAAAAAAGUUAAUCAGAAAAAGGCUCGCAAAGAUCAAAAUAAUACGCUUAAAACUUUGCCAAGACAUUUAAGGAAAAAGAAGAAAUUUGAAAAGAAUCCCUACAGUAAGGGAAGAAAAAUGAAUAAGAAACAAAUUAGAAAGAAAUAUGAAAAUUAAUUAGUAGUUUGUAUUUUAUUUUUUAAUAAAACAUGAAGUUUCAAAAA
This is a messenger RNA of Calliphora vicina (urban bluebottle blowfly), 923 nucleotides long. RefSeq names its product nucleolar protein viriato (gene vito). Gene Ontology annotation, cellular component: nucleolus. Gene Ontology annotation, molecular function: rRNA binding. NCBI's taxonomy places the organism in Eukaryota, Metazoa, Arthropoda, Insecta, Diptera, Calliphoridae. Bases 79 to 876 code for a protein of 265 amino acids. The record is from RefSeq and is a predicted model, not a curated record. The transcript is spliced from 2 exons.